Messenger RNA from Dovyalis caffra, 822 nucleotides. The record is from the annotation of a GenBank genome assembly. NCBI's taxonomy places the organism in Eukaryota, Viridiplantae, Streptophyta, Magnoliopsida, Malpighiales, Salicaceae.
AUGUCAAAUGUGCUCUUUUUAACGGAUGGUGUUGAAGUCUAUAGAUCAGAGAGGAACGAGUCAAAGACCCAGAUUUACAAUUUCAGCUACCAUCAUAAAUUGUUCUCCUUCCACUCUGGAGACUACUUUGCUCUUUCUGAUUGUAAUGGAUUUGCAUUGCCAGUUAGAGGUCCUGUGUAUGGUUGCGUAACAUGCCAGUUUUUCCAACAUAAAUUCUGUGCAGAGAUGCCAAGAGAAAUACAUCACCCAUAUCAUCCAUGGCAUCCCCUUCAUGCUGAAGCUGGUGAUCUAUUGAAGCAUAGGAGGGCCUGUCGUGCCUUGAUUCCCGAACUUUUUUCAAGAAUUAUGGGAAGUCUCGAUGCAAAGUUUGUGACUGAAUUUGCUGCGGCUCCUUUUAACUCUGUUGGGAGUGCAAAUGCUAUUUUCAUCUCGAAUGCAUUCCAUUACCUCGCAAUGUUGAGCAUGAAUGCCCCUUCCACCCCCUCACCCUUAUCAAAUCAUUUGUUGAAGAUGACUGUGGUGAAUAUUAUUGCGAUGCUUGUGAGAAACAAAGGGACCCUAACUAUCCUGUUUAUUACUGUGAGAAACCCUAACUUCCUUGUUUAUCACUGCGAGCAAUGCCCUGAUCGUAACCCAUAUGGUGCUUAUAUUGAAUGUGUGGUGUCAGAGAAAACUUCCUCAGGAAAAAGAACACCUGUAUCACCCUCAACAGUCACUCGUUGCUGGAGUUGGGUCUUUGAUAGAAGUUUUAAACAUGCUUCGCAUGUAAAUGGGACAUUCAAAGUAUUGGCUAUUUCUGUGAGGAAUGCGAUAUUUGCCUAG